This is a messenger RNA of Alosa alosa (allis shad), 2840 nucleotides long. It is a transcript of the gene tmem87b, whose product is annotated as transmembrane protein 87B. NCBI's taxonomy places the organism in Eukaryota, Metazoa, Chordata, Actinopteri, Clupeiformes, Clupeidae. The record is from RefSeq and is a predicted model, not a curated record. Gene Ontology annotation, cellular component: membrane; Golgi apparatus. The transcript has 18 exons. Gene Ontology annotation, biological process: retrograde transport, endosome to Golgi.
UAACGUUACUAGCCACAUGACAGAAAAUAUGGCUGCCUCUGUGCAGCACUGUGUGAUGGGCUGCUGUAGAAAUAUUUUACAGAAGCCUUGGAUGCUGCUUCUCUCAGGGAUCCUAAUAAGUUGUUGUGUGACCGAUAUUGAUGCAGCCCCGGAGACUGGGAAAUGGACAUUUACCAUUGUCAAUACAUCCAAACCGUUUUUUAUAAGAAAAUCCAUGUACAGUGGAACAGAUAUAACAUUGACAGUACCAUAUUUCAGCUGUCCAGAAGAGGUGAAAUUCACCAUUCAUUGGUUUUUAAAGUUCUACCCUUGUCACAAUGAGUUCAACAACCUUGAAGAAAUGUAUGAACGGACUCCUCUAGCCAGGGGUGAUGGUCUAGACCCCAGUCCAUUAGGUCGUGGGGAAUACCUUGAGCAUGAGUAUAAACCCAUAACUUGCUAUAAGGGGAUGUCCAUGUUUGCCAGUCUAAAUAAAACAAAAGCGGAACCCCGCAUUGUAGAACCACCACUACAAGACAACACAGUACAUAAAGAAAACGACACCAAGUGGUUGACUGAAGAAGCGGACAAACAGGGAGUUCCGGCUGAUGUUAUUGCUACAACAUGGAGAGACGGUCCUUACUUGCUGGUAGUCAAGAUAACGUCAACCAAGCCAGAAUCUGACUGGAAUUUGACAGCCGUUCUGGUGAUGAAGGGCACACAUGGCUUCAUCUCUGUCACCGAGUGGCCCCUGAUGAUUUUCUACAUGGUGAUGUGCAUAGUGUACAUUCUCUACGCUCUGCUCUGGUUCGUCUGGUCCUCCUGCUACUGGAAGGACCUGUUGAGGAUCCAGUUUUGGAUUGCCGGCGUCAUCUUCCUGGGCAUGGUGGAGAUGGCCGUCUUCUGUGCCGAAUACGAGAACACCAACGCUGUGGGGGAAGCCACCCAAGGCCUGCUGAUCUUCGCAGAGCUCAUCUCGGCACUGAAGAGGACUCUGGCUCGCCUGCUUGUCAUCAUUGUCAGUCUGGGAUAUGGCAUAGUCAAGCCUCGCCUGGGUACAGUGAUGCACAGAGUGGUGGGCCUCGGGGUGCUAUACUUUGCCUUUGCUGCCAUUGAAGGUGUCCUGAGGAUCACAGGGGCCAAAGACUCUGACCUGGCCCUGCUGGCCAACAUUCCCCUGGCUCUGCUUGACUCCUCUCUCUGCUGGUGGAUGUUUUUCUCUCUCUCUCUCUCUGUUUCUCUCAUUCUCUCUCUUUCUCUGUUUCUCUUUCUUUCUCUCUCUCUGUUUCUCUCUUUCUUUCUCUUUCUUACUUUCUCUCUCUGUUUUUCUCUCUCUCUCUCUCUCUAGGACUGGAUGGAGCUGUGGGUGGAUGAUGCUUUCUGGAGGUUCCUGUUCUCCAUCAUCCUGCUGGUCAUCAUGUUCCUCUGGAGGCCCUCUGCAAACAAUCAAAGGUAUGCAUUCACACCUUUGAUGGACGACUCGGACGACGAAGACAUUGAGGAGUUUCUCGUGUCUGCUAAUAUGGCUGAUGGCAUAAAGCUGAGAACGUCCAAGAAUGAGACUAAUGGAACAGCAGCCAAACCUGCGGCCAACCCAGAUGAUGACUUGAAGUGGGUGGAGGAGAAUAUUCCUACCUCGCUGUCGGAUGUGGCACUUCCUGUUCUUCUGGACUCUGAUGAGGAAAUCAUGACGACAAAAUACGAAAUGUCCAAGAUGGAGUAGUUCUCUUGGAGGAAACAGUGCUACACUGCCCUCCUCAUAGUGGCUCCCCCAUCGGACAGACCACCAGUGGCCGCUCAAGAGGGACGUAUUACCACUAAGCAAAGCCAGGCUGCUGUGGCUGAAGCAGAGACAGGGGCAGGAGAGGAGAUCUGCCCAGCUAACAACUGAUGGCGGGUGCAGGCCUCGAGCGUGUUUCUUUUCUCUCUUUUUUUUUCAUUCUGAUGGUGGUUAUACCUCAAAGUUCCUUCAUGAAAGUGUACAAGUCACCAUCUUGCACCUGGUGAUCUGACCAUUGUUUAAAAAUAUGUUUAACCAACGUCAUUCAGUAACGUUUUCAACAAACAAAGCUACCCUCAUUUUGUCCACUAUACGAGGGAGCUAAGAAAAAUCUUAGCUUAUCAUGACCGUGUCUGGUUUGUUUAUUUGUUUUUUACUUCUGUGUGUCCCGUUGGAAAGUUUGCGUGACAGGAACGAGUAACUUACGAUGAUGAGUGGCAGUUCUGGUUGACCAAAGUCGAGAUUAUAUUUCUUUCUUUUUGUUUGCAUACACUAAGUGUUAUUUAUGUGUCGGUAUGAAGCAGGUUUGCUUCGGUUUGAAAAUGUAAUGUGAAAUACUGUAAAUGUGUCUGAGAUCUUUUGUGUGUGUGUGUGUGUGUCUCUGCGUGUGUGUGUGUGUCUCUGCGUGUGUGUGUGUCUCUCUGUGUGAGUGUGUGUCUGUCUGUCUGUCUGUCUGUCUGUCUGUCGGCUUGUCAUGCUGUCACAGGCUGGGCCUCAGAGUUUAUAUACGUGUUGUGUGUAAGCUGUGACUUGAAAUAUGCAUAACUGCUGUGGGGCGUGAUUGUAGCUGCAGUGUUAAUGCAGCACUAGGUGUGUUAGCUUAAAGGCCCUGCCCAUCUUUGGAUACUACAGCAAUAUAAAUGCUUUGAUUUUUAGAGCUAGGAUAGUCCUCCUUCAGCUCAUCAGCUUUUCUUUUUUCCUUUUGCUCAUCAGUCCUUGUAUGUUGUUUAUGUAGAAGUGUACUUAACGAUCACAGAAACGCCUUGGUUAAUUUAUUUCUGCUUUUGUUGUUAUGACAUGAAUACUCCUGAUCCUCAUUCUGUACCCUGCCUGUUUUAUGACUGUACUGUACAACCUUCAA